UUGGUGUUAGUAUUAGGGGACCUGCACAUCCCCCACCGGUGCAGUGGUCUGCCGGUGAAGUUCAAGAAGCUGCUGGUUCCAGGAAAGAUUCAGCACAUCUUGUGUACAGGAAACCUCUGCACCAAGGAGAGCUAUGACUACCUCAGGACUCUGGCUGGGGACAUCCAUGUUGUUAGGGGGGACGCUGAGAGCCUGAAUUAUCCUGAAGAGAAGGUUGUAACUGUUGGGCAGUUCAGAAUCGGGCUGAUUCACGGCCAUCAAGUUAUUCCCUGGGGCGAUCUGGCCAGCCUGGCACUGCUGCAGAGGCAGCUGGAUGUGGACAUUCUCAUCUCGGGACACACGCACAGAUUUGAAGCAUUUGAACAUGAAAACAAGUUCUACAUCAACCCGGGAUCAGCUACAGGAGCCUACAGUGCUUUGGAAACGAACAUCAUCCCUUCAUUUGUACUGAUGGAUAUCCAGGCUUCCACAGUUGUGACUUAUGUAUAUCAACUAAUUGAGGAUGAUGUGAAAGUAGAAAGAAUUGAGUUCAAGAAAUACUGAAUCAUGUUCAAAGCUGCUCGUUGAUUUCUCACCGCCUUUCAUUCCUUCUCUUUCCAGUUAAGUCGAAGGGGAGGCAGGCCACGGGGGGGUGCUGCUGCUGUGGUGUGUUGGACUGUAA
Messenger RNA from Balearica regulorum gibbericeps (East African grey crowned-crane), 661 nucleotides. Lineage: Eukaryota; Metazoa; Chordata; Aves; Gruiformes; Gruidae. The record is from RefSeq and is a predicted model, not a curated record.